Molecule: messenger RNA, 3124 nt
Organism: Xenopus tropicalis (tropical clawed frog)
Lineage: Eukaryota; Metazoa; Chordata; Amphibia; Anura; Pipidae
Gene: prdm13
Product: PR domain containing 13
Exons: 4
Coding region: 139-2037 (632 amino acids)
Biological process (GO): hindbrain development
Source: RefSeq, a predicted model, not a curated record
AGCAUCCCCUCCCGAGCCCAUAGAAAAGCCAGGGAGAGUGCAAAGCAGCGUCACUGUGCAGGCGGAGAUACGCCUGAGUGCUGUCCUCCCCUCUCUCUGCCUCUGUCACUGCCAACUACUGGGGGUCCUGCUGCCAGCAUGCAUUGCAACAGGGCUCUGGCCGUCAGCAUCUACGCCGACAACUGCAUCCCUGCCGGCCUGCGACUUGGUCCCAUCAUGGGCAUCUUCAAACUAGGGAAGUACUUGUCAGAUCGCAGGGAACCUGGACCCAAGAAAAAGGUGCGUUUUGUGAGAGGGGACCUGCUUGAUGAGGCUGGAGGUCCCGCCACAGAAUGGAUGGGCUUAAUCAGAGCAGCCAGAAACAAUCAGGAACAGAUUCUGGAAGCUAUAUCUGAUUUACCAGGAGGCCAGAUAUAUUAUAGGACUCUGAGGGACGUGCAGCCAGGAGAAGAACUCACUGUAUGGUACUCCAGUUCCCUUGCACAGUGGUUUGACAUCUCCACUACAGCCACUCCGACCCAUGAUGAAAAAGGAGAGGAGCGCUACAUCUGUUGGUAUUGCUGGAGAACAUUUAAAUUCCCCAACACCCUGAAAGCCCACGUUCAUUUUCACUGCUCCCUUAACAGCAGCAGGGGGUUUCUGCAUAACGAUCAGAUCAGAACCUCUCAAUCCUUUUCUGCGUCCCCGAAAAUCUCGGAAGGAGUGUCCAACACAGCCCCCCCACUGAGGACCAACCCCCAGCUAGCCAACGGGGCAAGCAGGGACUCUAUUAAAAGGGAGGCCUCUUUAUCUCCUGUACUGAGCAAGCUCGGGGUGAUCAAGAAGGCUCUGGGCAAAGAACACCAGGAGAGAGCCUUGGAUAUGAGUGUGGGAUCUACACGAAACCACAGCCAGUUUAUUGGCAUAGUGGGCAAUGCAUGUGGAGGGAAUGGCAUGGCAUUUUAUCCAGGAAUCAGAUCUGCUUUUAAACCAACUGGACUAUCGAAGUUACCCCAUACCGAUUCAGCCAGAGAAGACUCAAAGGCCACCAGCAUGGGAUUCAGCAAACUAUUGGGGGGCAUCAAGCCUAGUCGCCCAGGGAGUGAAGCUCUGAUCAGUAGCCACCAAUCCAAGUGUCUGUCUACUGGAGAUGGCUCAUCUAGCAUCUUGUCCUGUGCCACUGGGCUAAGAGGUUUCCCUAUCCUAUCACAUCUGGAGGAAACAUCAGCCUUCAAACACGUAGAAAGAGGGGUCCAUGCCAACCUCUCCCCCACCAGCCGCUACAACCAUAUGCCUUCAGCAGGACUUCACUUUGAAAGAUUCUCCAUUCCUCCAUUUGAAGGCAUGAAGUCAUAUUCUGCAGAAUGUAAUAUCCCGGUCAUGCCUUUCACUGUAUACAACGGAGAACUUCUUUAUAGCACUCCUUACUAUCCCUUUAAAUUUCAUUUCAGUAACCUUAUUAAGUACCCAGAGUCAGUGUCGUAUUUCAAUGCUGGGCCAGCUAUCAACCCGGAGCUGGGCUCCAUUGCCUCCAGCAUAGACCGUGAGCUUGCCAUGCACAGCCAUCAGCUUUCUGAGAUAGCAAGCGAGAAGGGCAGGGGGGGCAGGAUAGAGAGCCUCGCAGCAGGGGCAGCUUCUGCUACUGGCAAACCCAAGAAAGGGCACCUUUGUUUGUACUGUGGCAAGUUGUACUCUAGGAAAUAUGGCUUGAAAAUCCACAUGAGGACUCACACUGGCUACAAGCCUCUAAAGUGUAAGGUUUGCCUGAGGCCUUUUGGGGACCCGAGCAACCUCAACAAACACAUUCGCCUGCAUGCGGAGGGCAACACCCCUUACCGCUGUGAGCACUGUGGCAAAGUCCUGGUGCGGCGGAGGGAUCUGGAGAGGCAUGUGAAAUCCAGGCACCCCGGGCAGACCCUGAGCAGCAAGGAGCAGGAUCCAGCGGAACAGCAGUAUUCUCAGGCAGAUCCCAAAAGUGAGGACAAUGACAGUGAGGUGGACGUGUGUUUCACUGAUGAACAGAGUGACCCGGAGACAGGAAGCAGCAAGGAGCAGUAGCCAGCACAUACACACAGAGCUUUAUCGGAAAAUCCACUUCUAUAUAAAUAUAUGCAGAUCUAUUAUACACUAUUUGUUAGGGCCAAUCUAUUUAUGUGAUUCUAAAUGCAACCCAGUUGUUGGACAGUAGAUUACCAGUUGGACACUGUUCUGCAGACUGGCAAGUCAAGGACUUGUAUAUGAAGUAUGUGUGUGAGUGAUAUUAUGGGGGAGUUUGAUAUACGUAGCACUUUUUAUAAGUGGGGAAAGCAAUCCCGGUGUAAUCAGAUAUGUGCAUUACCCAACAGUGCAACUGGAAGGCCAUCCUUUUGGUGUUGUUCAUCUGACACAAACCCAGAUACAUAGAGUGUCCCGUUGUCAUUAGGGGUUAAACCUUGCAAUUUUAUAAACCUAAUUUAACUUUACACUCAAUUGUGGCAUAAAAUAAAUGGCUAGAGCAGAUCUUUAUAAACCUCAUGAUGUAGGCUUAGGUGCAAGUCUAAAGGAGAAAGAACAACUUAUUAGCAGCAAAAGCAGAACAAACACAAUGGAGAGGGCCUUAACUAGUGGAUGGGCAGGUGGGGUGUAACCAGCCAAAAAUCCAUUCUGGCAUGGUUUGGGUUGUGUUAAGAUGUGUGUAGAGAUAUCAUACGCUUAUAGGGCCCCCAAACCCUCUGCCAUGGAGCAUUAACAAAGUUAUUUCCCUUUAUGAAGGCAAUAGAGUAGUGAAAAAGGUCACAAGCAGGCACUUUGAAUUUAUUGCAUUGGCCCUUUUUGCACCAAUGGCUUUUGCUGACAGUCAAUGAGGUUUUUUUUAAUAAUGUAUUAAAGAUAUACACACAGCACAAUAACGUUUUAACGUGUCAAAAAUGUAAAGUAUUGUAAACGCUGUUUAGGUGUAGUGCACAUAUUCCGAAUGGGGAUGCCAAACCACGGCCAUAUGUCUAUAAUAUGUUGACAGAAAAACUGUUUUAUAUUUUGAGUGUCUUGUAGUUUUUUUUUCAUAAUGGUAUAGAGUGAAUACAGUUAUUUGGUCUUGAUUCAGUUUGUUAUGCCGUUUUCUUAAUAAACAUAAUAAUUAUAUUCUGCUUGUCCAUUGGAUUCUAAA